AUGCCACUUACCAACAAUAAGGUGGCAGCUGGUGAUGGCUCUGCCGGCGAAAACAAGACUCCCGAGGAGGGAAGAGCUUUGGUGGACUGCCUCGUCAAGGUGGUGGCCUGUCACCGGCACCUUGCCUCGUGCGUGGGCGGGAACACGGACAGUCCCAACCUGCGGCAGGAGUUGAAGCAGACGCGCGAGCGUGGCCUGCAGCUCACCCUGUCCUGUCGGCAGCACCUGACGGCGCGUCUGAGGGACAAGGCUCUGCCCGAGGCCGAGCGCAAGGACGCAGAGCUGCUGUGGGUGGCCUUCUCCUCCUCCCUGGAACUCAUGCACGCCGACAUGUGCAAAGUCUUAAACAUGGGCAACGUCUUCUCCCUGGCCAACACCUGUGCCUUGGUGCAGACGGGCAUGCAAGGGGACACCAAAGAGGUGGCGGCGCGUGCCCUGAGCCUACACAACCUGCAGUACGAGGCGAGGCCCCAAUCGGACAGCGUGGAGCGGCAAGAGCUGAGCCAGUUAGAGGAGGAGAUCGCCCAGGUGGACCGCACCAUCGACGACAUCGAGCUGAAGGUCAACGUCAUGCGCUGGGCUGUGGAGGCGCGGGGACCCCAGGAUGGAGAACUGGUCAGCACAGACAGUGCCUCCAUUGCCCUGAUGGACGGAGGAGACGAGGAGCGAGGAGGAGGAGGGGGAGGGAACCGUGGCACUGUUAUCGUGGCCCUGUGUGGCGUGGGCGUAGUGGCGGUGGUCCUCUCCAUCGGUGUCGUCCUCUUUGCUUGAGGAGGAGCGAGAUAGACAUCGGACCACAUGGAAGACUUCUGGGAGACAUGUACUCUCAUCCGACACCGCACAGCGCUGUUCCGUUUGGUGCAGUGUCUCAAAAGAAUCGUCAACUCAAGAAAUAUGGAUCAGAUCGGAUAUGGAAAAAUUAAAGAUAAAAGAAAGAGUAACAACAUUUUCGGUGAAAACCAUAUUGCUUUUGGAAACUUGUGGGAGAUCAAACAAAUCCACGGACAGGUGGAUACGGGCAUGCAUACCUGUCCUACCUCUGUUGUGGGGACACCGAGGGCCCCAAAUAACCCGAACAAGGAUGUCGAGGGACUUGAGGAGAAUAUCCUCCAUCUUCUGUGGGUGGUGGUGGCCCAAUGGAUCCACAUACUAGUUCUGGCCGACGUAGAGACAUAGUAGACCCGUCUAAUUAUUCUUUUCCAAAUGAUCAAAAGGUUUGCCAUCUGUGCUGUUGGAGAGCAAAUUGGGCAAUAGACAAACACAGAAUUGCUUGUUAAAAGGAACAAUCUGAGGUGCAAUAUGGUAAUUGUAACAAAUGUUAGGGCUUGCAGCUUGUAAAAUGGCUGUGUUUGAAUGUUUUCUAUGAUCCUCUCAAAGCUACGUACAGUAUGUGUAUAAACUAAAGUGUACAGUAUCAGUGUGUGUUGCCAUCAAGUGAAAUGCUUCCAGACCCAAUGACAUGCACUUGAAAGAUGAUCAUCCUCACCAGUGUUUCUGUGACUUUCUCUUUUUAGCAUGAUGAAACUGAUAUUUUAAUGUGUUAGGUUACACCUUAGGCCCGGAUAUGUAAGUAAGCCAAUACAUAAACUGGCUAAAACAGAGAAAAAGAGCGUUCAGUGCUGUCUUUGGACCAAUCAAUUCAAUUGAUCCCUCAUUUCACUUUCAUAAUUUUGAUCCCCAUUAUUAACUCAGUUGCACUUUGUUUCGAGAACAAAAUUAAUUUCUUCAACAAAAUAGCAAUAUUUCUCCUUUGUGUUGUUCAUUGACUGGCCUGCUGUGUUAUUUACGUCUUCAGAUCUCAUCAGCCAUGUGGAAGUGUACCUGAAAUGCUGAAA
Messenger RNA from Engraulis encrasicolus (European anchovy), 1835 nucleotides. RefSeq names its product regulator of G protein signaling 9 binding protein (gene rgs9bp). Gene Ontology annotation, cellular component: neuron projection. Gene Ontology annotation, biological process: G protein-coupled receptor signaling pathway. The transcript is spliced from 3 exons. Lineage: Eukaryota; Metazoa; Chordata; Actinopteri; Clupeiformes; Engraulidae. The record is from RefSeq and is a predicted model, not a curated record. Bases 1 to 771 code for a protein of 256 amino acids.